AUGGCACCCCUGUUGCCGCUCUCCUGGGAUGCUUGGGUUCGUCUUAGCGCUGCAACGUCUUCUUCGGACGAACAUCAAACGGUGUCCAGUAUCGGGAGCCUCGUCGAUUAUCGCGUGCUUCCACCCCCGCCUCGAUACCCAUCCCAGCAAGGAUACAAUGGCCUUGCGACCGGCCAGCCCAUACCCAUGAUCGAGACGAACAACGUCCUCACCAACCCCUCGGGGCCCGAGUACCAGUUCUUGGUCGGGUUGUACGUGCUCAAGGAGGACCUGCAUCUGGCGACUCCCCCACCGCACCCAUCCGAGGCCCCGAUUGUGAAUCCGAAUCCGCUCGCGACGACCCCCCAGCCAGCCACCACAGGAACGCGGCUUUCGCUGCUCAAUCUGGAUGUCAGUCCGGUGUCGCCCGCCGUCUACCGGACAAUCUCGCGGUCAGACGGGGCUCAGGGGAGCAUACAGGAGCACCCGGAGGAGAGCCAAUCGUCGACCGAUGUGCGCGAGAGCAGCAGCGAUGCUGGGCGCAUCAACUCGACCGACGCCCUUUUCUUUACGCCGAAUGCGCCAGCAUUUGGCGAGGGCAACACCCUCCUUGCGCCGGCAGCCCAGAAGGAUGCAGGCAAGCGGCGCAAGCCCAAGAACAACAUAUCUAAGAGCAAUUCUUCCUUCAUUUCCAGGGUGAUCAACCACGAGCAGAUUGCGAAGCGGCUGCAGGACCGGCCACGAGACGGGCUGUUCGCCUUUGCCAAUGUUAACCGAGCCUUUCAGUGGCUUGAUCUCUCAUCCCCGCAAAAGGGUAUCAUCAACGGGACACCAGUAUCUGAGAUCAGGUGGAUACCAGGCUCAGAAAACCUCUUCCUUGCGGCACACAUGGAUGGCACCCUUGUAGUCUACGACAAGGAGAAGGAGGACGCGAUCUUCUCACCACAAGAGGAGGGAGGCACCCGUGUGAGUGGCGAGAUCAACGGCACCGGCAGGGUCAACUACUCGUCGCAAAUACAUGUCCGCAAAUCGGUGCACUCCAAGAACCAGAAGACGAACCCGAUAGCGGUGUGGAAGCUGUCCAACCAUCGCAUAAACGCCUUUGCCUUCUCCCCCGACAACCGCCAUCUCGCCGUCGUCUCCGAGGACGGCACGCUGAGGAUAAUCGAUUAUCUCGAAGAACAGCUCCUCGACCUCUUCUACAGCUACUACGGCGGCCUGACGUGCGUCUGCUGGUCGCCCGACGGCAAGUACGUCGUCACGGGCGGCCAGGACGACCUCAUCUCCAUCUGGUGCCCGUCCGAGAGCCCCGCGCUCAUCGCGCGCUGCCAGGGCCACCACUCGUGGGUCACGUCGGUGGCGUUCGACCGCUGGCGCUGCGACGACCGCAACUACCGGUUCGGCAGCGUCGGCGAGGACCGCAGGAUCUGCCUGUGGGAUUUCAGCGUCGGCAUGCUGCACCGGCCGAGGGCGGCCUCCGUCCGACAGCGGGGCUCCAUCUCGUCGCGGCCCGGCCACGCGCCGCUGCAGCGCGCCGAGACAUCCGGCACGGCGGGAACCAGCGGCUCGGGCCGGGUGCGGUCCGACUCGGGCCUCUCGGCGGCGCCGGCGGACGGGGACAAGGAGAAGGUGCUGCCGCACCCGGUGGAGCCCAGGGCGACCACGGCGACGUUGCCGCCUGUUCUGAGCAAAACGGUGGAUAAUGACCCGCUUUGCUGGCUGGAUUUUACGCCGGAUGCGAUUUUGACGAGCUGCAAGACUGGGCAUAUCCGGACGUGGAACCGGCCUUCGGAGCUGUCGCCGCAGUUGGAGGAGAAGCGGAAGAGCUGA
Messenger RNA from Thermothielavioides terrestris NRRL 8126, 1809 nucleotides. RefSeq lists its product as uncharacterized. Gene Ontology annotation, biological process: carbon catabolite repression of transcription. Lineage: Eukaryota; Fungi; Ascomycota; Sordariomycetes; Sordariales; Chaetomiaceae. The record is from RefSeq and is a predicted model, not a curated record. The transcript has 8 exons. The coding region runs from base 1 to 1809 and encodes 602 amino acids. Gene Ontology annotation, molecular function: protein binding. Gene Ontology annotation, cellular component: nucleus; cell division site; cell tip.